AUGUCUAGGCCUCCCCCGGGUGCUCAUACCACUGCAACUAGGGGGCCCAGAUGUAGUCCCUUGACAGGCCGAGCUCUCAUGGGGGUCAACUACAAUACCUCUACAGAAUGUAUUACCUCGCGGCCAGCCGCAAUAUUGGAAGAUGGCCCAGACUCGUUUACAGUAGUCAUACCACCAACAGAGAAUCGGAACUCGCCUGAUCUUGCCCGUUCCAGCUUUGUCAUCGAAGAUGUUGAAGGAUCCUCACCGCAAACCACAAAUUCUUCUCAAUUUUCCGCCAGUUCUACCAGGAGCCCAGCGAAUCCAACGACAUCACUCCUCACGUCAUCAACCUCACCGUCGAAAUCAUCUGCCUCAUCGAGUGUAGCGUCGUUGACCCCAACCUCAACAUUAAGCUCUUGCAACUCAACUUCAAGCGUGCUGUCUACAUCAAUUUCAAGCACUGUAGCUCGUCCUCCCCAGCAAGACGACCCAGGGAACCCCCCCAGAGAUCCUCCUCCUCCUACGGAAUUCCAACCUGGCACGGGAAACUCUCCACCAGAUAACCCUCCGCUAAGCGAGACUACUUCUCCAAGCAGUACUACUCCAAGCAGUACUUCUCCAAGCAGCACUUCUCCAAGCAACGCUCCUCCUCGAAAUGACAACCCUCCAAACAACCCUCCUCCAGGCGACACUCCUCCAAAUAAUCCUCCCCCAGGCGACACUACUCCUCCAAGCAACACUCCAAGCAACACUCCUUCAAGCAACACUCCUCCAAGCAACCCUCCUCCAAGCAACCCUCCUCCAGGCGACACUACUCCUCCAAGCAACACUCCUCCAAGCAACACUCCUUCAAGCAACACUCCUCCAAGCAACCCUCCUCCAAGCAACCCUCCUCCAGGCGACACUCCUCCUAAUAACCCUCCCCCAGGCGACACUACUUCUCCAGGAAACGCCUCUCCAAGCAACACUUUUCCUAAUAACACUCCCCCUAACAACCCUUCUUCAGCAUCCAAACCUACAGACAGGAACACGCCGCAAGAUAGUUCUUCGCAAAUGCAGAAAUCUACCAAUGAUAGUACACAGGCCCCCAAAGCUUCAACCCCCGAACCUCAGGUUGAGGCUAAGCCGACGAGCGUCGAAACAUCAUCUACUGAAAACCGCCAAUCUUCAAGCAAUGGAGUCUCGAAUACACCUGUGGCAUCUGUGGCACCUCCACCAAGCAGCAAUGUAAAUAGCCCAACAUCUCAAACAGCGAAACCAGCCACUUCUGGCAAAGGAAAAGCCGAAACUUCGGGGUCUGUCAACAAUCCUGGAGCAAAGCCUUCCGAUCCUGGUGUUGUUGCCCCGGCCAUCCCCAUCCCUACGACCUUGGAAACGACUGCAAAUAACUUAUCGCCUACUGCUGAAAAAGAAGCCCAGGAUACUAGUGCCUCCCCUAUCUCCACCAAAUCAUUUCCAGGCAAUCUGCCUGAUACCACAUCCACUAGUAGACCUCAAGGGGGUAAAGGCCCCGUUGAUCCCGGGGUCUCACCCGCUUCGAGUUCUCACGGCAAAAUACACAUGUCGACAGGCGCAAUUGUGGGAAUAUCAGUCGGCAGCAUUGCGUUUAUAGCUUUAAUAGCCCUUUCAAUUUGGUUUUGCAGAAGAAGGUCAAAGAAGCAGCGGGUAGAGUCGAUGCUGAAUCCGCCCCUUACCAGGUCUGAUAGAGGACCGAAGACCAGGGAAAUGGCUGCGCUUGGCGCAACCAAGAGUUGCCUAUUUCAGUGGCUACCGGGGACUGGGAAAGAUCUCACCGGUGACGACAAUCCUGAAUCCUCGACAAUUGCAAGGGCAAUACCAAAUAUGUCUGAGAGGACGGCGAUGCCGGGGAUGCUUGGCGGAGAGGCGAUCAGCAAUUAUCCGCCUGCUCAACCGGGAUAUAAUGGGCAUUUUCGUGGGAAAUAUAGCAUCAACGGAGCAAAUUGGCCCGAGUUGGGCGUCAAUCAAGGCCAAGUUGAUCCCCUAAAUCCCUUCUCUGACGGGAAUGCUGUGGAACUGUCUGGCCAACCACCGUCAUUACCUCCUUUAGCACUUUUCUUUGAUAUGCCAGGGGAAUAUGAAUCAAGACCUAUGCCUAGCACCGGUCCUGCCAAGUCACGCCAGUCUCGUGGGAGAUCUCUUGAUCUCAGUGUCGGAGCAUCACAAUACCCAGCAGCACAGCCUUUGGAGUCGAGGCCACACUCGGUUCACCGAGAAUCCGUACAAAGCAUAGAUUCGUUCACAACCAGGCGGAACAAAUUCCGUUCAGAUCCUUUUGACUUGGAGGAAAUCGAAAGUCGCCUCUUGUCAGGCCAAAGCCAAGUUCCAGAGAUGCCGCGACGAACAGUCACCAGUUCGAAAUAUAGUUCUGGCGCUGGCAGUGCUUCCUCAUCGCGGUAUACCAGUGGAAUCAGCGUGAGCGAUUGGAGCUUGAUGAAUGCCACCAGGACCACUGGGCCGUCGGCACCUGCACCGGCCAAUAAGCUCGUCAGUUGGGACAAUCUAUCGUCGGUAGACGACUUUCGACCAGGAAAUAGAAGACAGCCGUCUAAAGACAAGAAAAAAUCGGCGGUUGUGUUCGGCCAGGCUUUGUAG
This is a messenger RNA of Metarhizium brunneum ARSEF 3297, 2595 nucleotides long. RefSeq lists its product as uncharacterized. Lineage: Eukaryota; Fungi; Ascomycota; Sordariomycetes; Hypocreales; Clavicipitaceae. The record is from RefSeq and is a predicted model, not a curated record.